UGCGAUCGGUUCUUAAUAUUAGUCAUUUUGUAUGUAGUUGAGGAUCCAUUUGACAAAUCAUCAUCAACUCCUUGAACCAUGAAGAUAUAUAGUAGGACUCAUAGCCAAUGUCUAAGUGGCUUUAUUUAUUUAAUAUUAGUCGUUUUGCUUGCCAUUUUCUCGAAAUUCAGUCAUUUAUUUAUUAUUAUUAUCAUAAUGGAUUUAUAUUCUGUAAUUUUAUAAUAUUUUAUUUCCAAGAUAGCUGGCUCAGAAUCAAAUACAAAUAUGGUACCGAGGCGGAGAAAGGGCUGAAAAGCACAUGCAACCAUGUAGCUAAAUAUAGAUUUUUUUUAUACACAAAAAAAGGACUAUGAUCGGUACUCGGUUUUGCUGAGCUAAUCGAUCAAAUCAUAUAUCCCCAUGUGAUGAGAGAAAAAUCACAGAGCUAUAAUUAAAUUACUAAUUAAUUGGUUCACAUUACUCAUGAAUUAUGAUUAAUUUACUAAGAAAGUUGGGCUAUAUUUCAUAAUUAAAAAACCAUUUUGAUUUCAUUUUAUAUCCUAAUAAUAAUAUAAUACAAUGAUUUAAUGUCUUAAUAGAUCUCUUAUAGGAAUCUCACCAUAGUCAUCCCAGAUGGAUGCGAAAUAUAGCAAAAGUAAUAAUCAAGGUAGUUAAAAGCGCGAUUUUAUGUAUAAUGUUUUGGUGAUAGAAACAUGAUAGCGUAAGCUUCUAAAUUUUAAAGCGCAAUUUUUAUAUUAGUAAGGAAAAAAAGUGUGAUUAUAUGUAGAAGUAUUUUGAUAACUUAGAGACGUAAAAACACAAACUUUUAACCUUCAAUGUGCGAUUUUGACUGUAUUAGUUAUAAUAAUGAAUUUUUUUCAAUAGUAAUGCAACAGAGAAGUACAUAUACGAGGGUUAUAGUAGAGGUCUCCCAUGAGAGAGGAAAACGAAGCCAAAUAGGAGCAUUAUUAUGACAAAUCUCGUGCAUCAUUACCUGUAUCUAUCAUUUUAAAAGAGUACAUCGAAAUGUUUCACACGCAACAUGCCUUAGAGAAAGAGUUUACGUUAUAUUAUUGAUGAUUAGCACAUUAACAAUGAUAAUUCUUGUGGGGAAGUAUAAGUAACUCAUGAGAAAUCAAUCAUAUUAAAAAAAAUAUCGAUAAGUAACUCGUGAGAAAUCAACCAGAAUAAGGAAAGUAUCAACACCCACACAACAAAUGGACUCAAUUACCUAUUCUCACACCAAACUUUUUUAACUUCCGUAUUAGUUCUUUCCCCUACGCUCUACACCAUAUCAACUUCUCCAUCAACUAAAAAAAAUUGACGAAUCUCACAAAACAUAUUUCGAUAACACCUUUUUAAACCUAUUUCAUGAUCCAUUUAAGCAUUGAGCACCUUCUCACCAAAGUUCAUCUGCACCCAAAUAACAUCAAAUCAUCACAUACAGAUAAGAUAACUAAACUGCAAAAGCCUAAAGCUAAAAAGUAGCAAGUGAUAGGUUAGCUUAGCACUUAACAUCAGGCUAAACAUGAAAAGUGAAAACAACUCAUAAGGGUCCAAAUGUGACAUUAGUACAUAAAACAAGGACCCCAAGAAUAAUUAACCAAUCCCAAAAAGUACAAAGAAAUACAUCAUCCCAUUUCCCACCAUCAACCUGCACCCACUUGCUCUUCCCCCUGAGCUCCCUAUCUAUUUAUAGAUAUUAGAUCCUUCUCUACAACACCAAUCUCAAAAACUCCAUCUGAACAAACUUCCUCUGUUUUCAAGAGAGAAAAAAACAGAGCAACAAAACCCAACUCAUAUUUAACAAUGGGAAUCCGCAGCUUGUUGUCUUCCUCCGUGAUGGUCGGAGCCAGGAAGAUAAUUAUGAAGGGGAAACGCCGCAACCAACAACAGAAUCGCCACUGCCAACACAGCUUCCAAUCCCCUGCUGCAGCCAAAGCAGAGGAUCAUCAUCGUCGCCGCGCCGCGGUGCCGAAAGGGCACAUUGCAGUUUACUUAUUGGGCGGUGAUGAUCAUCAGCAGCAGAGCAGAAGAAAGGAGGAGGAGGAGGAGGAGACGGCGGCGAUGAAGAGAUUUGUGGUGCCGAUUUCGUAUGUGAACCAUCCGAUGUUUGGGGAGUUGCUGGAUAUGGCGGAAGCAGAGUUUGGGUUCAAUCACCCAAUGGGAGCUCUGACUCUACCCUGUGACGAGGAUUCGUUUCUUCACCUCAUAUCUUCCCCUGUUUUGAUUCGUUCUCUACAUCAGUAGUUAUUGAGGGAUUAGAAUAGAUCAUGGUGUAAUUAAGAGAAUAAUGAAGCUUAUGUGUAUCAUAUGUAGACCAAAAGAUUUUGUAUUGGUUCCAUACAUGGAUAUAUAUAAAGAUCGAAUUAUAUAUAUAGAGUCUACAAUGCCACGCUCAAAAGUAAUGUCCAUGUUGUCCUCCAAGAGAAUGCGGGUUUGCAAGCUCAUGCAUUCCGUAGGGAUAGACGAGACUGUGCUUCGAGAGCCAGUCCGUGACUCUAUUCCCUUUCCGGUAUGUAUGAGUGAUGCUCACCAACCAAUCUUGGCUUAGUUUACUGCGAAUGGCGGAAAGGAGCGUUGAGUACAGGUGCACAUGAUCAUGCCGAUUCUUAAUGAGCAUAAUGGAUAGAUAUGUGCUAUAAUGGAAAUGAGAUGAAUUAGUACUCAUAAAUUUUAGGAGGGUGAUAAGAUAAAGUGAUUCGAAACUAAUUGAUAUGAUGCAUUGUUAGUUUAGAAGUUUUGAGGUGUAUUAAGAGGUCUUAGGUUCAAAUUUUUGUAUCUGUGAAACCAUAAAUAUUCAUCGAAUUUUAAACGAAGGUCAGAGGCGUAUAAAUUGCUCACCCCCUUACAUGCAUGAAUUUAUAUAUAGGAGAAAUGUUUCAUUGGUUCAAAUGUACUGAUGGAAUCUAAAACCUACUAAAUUGAAUUUAGGGGAAAUCCAAAAUCCUCAUUUUCUUGUUUGAAAUGGAACACAUAAUAUUCUCGAUAUAAAAAUGGUAUGUGUGAACUAAUAAUUAAUUAACUAUCGAUCAAUCUUGGCAACCAAGGAAUCAUGUAUUUCCUAAUUAGUUGACAUUCCUACUUAACCAUUUGUAUAAUCUUCUAACCUUCGCUUAAUUGCUUAUUUUAAUAUAUUUUUUUCUAUCCAUGACAUCAUCCAUCCUUUUAAUAUUUCCCCCUUUUAUUAUUUGUUCAUUGUGUAUAUUUUUGUAUUAUUAAAACCACAAAAAAGAAAAUAUAUAUUUGUAUAUCAUUAGUAUAUAUCCAAUUUCUACAAAAAAAAAGUAUAUAUCCAAUCCAAGUUAGGUGGAUAAGAAUAAAUGCAAUACCGAGGAAAUAUAAUUCAUUCGGAAAAGAUCAAGAAAAGCACAUGCAUUAUGUUUUUUAAAUUAUAAUUAGAUUUCUUCUAAUUAUUGAUUUAUUAUAGGAAAGAAAAACGGUACUCGGUUUUGCUGAGCUAACCAAUCAAUGAUACAGCCAUGUGACAACUGACAAUAGCUUCAUGGAACUUUUCCUUUGUUAUAAUUCUUUAUAUAAUAUAUAUAUAGGCUUUGUGAUAAUUCAUUGGAUUCAACAUUUAACAGAUUAAUUUACUGAGAUUCAAAUCGGUUUUAUUUUCAGGAAAUAAUUAAUUGGUUCCAAAGUUCACCUAGUUACCAUUUACGCAAGUUAAUUUCCAGAAAGGUGAUUAAACUUAGAUAAUAAUAAUAAAAUCUUUAACAAUUUGUUCUCGUUUUUGCCUCAAUCAGGCAAAAAAAGAGCUUCUAAGUCAUGACGUCAUGCACACAACUAUAGGAGUUACCAACAAUAAUCUUAAAAAUGGUCAACAACGAAUCAUUAACAUACAAUCCUUCCUAGUGAAACUUCUUUAUAAGACUAUUAUCUAAACAUAACUGAGAGAUGAGUAAGGGAUUUUCCUGAGCUAGACAAAAUAUUUUCAACGACUAAAUAUUAAACAGUUUAAACAAGCAAAACAAUGUCAGAACAUUGAUAGUUACCGUAGACAAAACAACUCCUCCCAAAGCCUUUCAAAUCGUGCAUCUAUAUUUGAAAUCUAUAUGUCUCUAAAUCGGGGGAAACCCAACUCGUGGAAGAAGAAUCGAGAGAAGGAAUAGGAAGAAAGAGUGGAGAGAAUUGAACAAAGUGUGCAUAGCUAGAGUGUUGUUUGUUCGUGUGUCCAUAAAAACAAAAGCAAUGUUCAUAUUGUGAAUUGGUAUAGAAUAAGUACACUGUACACAUACGGGUAAUUACCUCCCAAAUAAUUAUACUAAUAAAAUUGGCACAUUCCUCCCACCUUCACCCUUUUUAUUCCUUAAUCCUUCCCCAGCUUCUCAUUUAUAAAUACCUCUGCCCUAAACCCAUAUUUCCAACUAAGUACACGAAGAAAUUUUCUCCUCCCAUCAAAUUCUCUGCUCACUUCAAAGUUUUUAUUAUUCACCCGAAUUUGUGCCUCAUUCAUGUUUCUUAAUGCAAAUAUAAUUUCUUAGUUGCGUUUGUUAGUUUAUUUUGAUAUAGCUAAGUAGCACCGUCUUCCUCCCUCUACUCCCAAUAAAUCAUUUAUAAUAUGAGAAAAUUAAGAUUCUCAUUCCAAAAGUUAGUAAUCGAGUAACUGCACAAUAAAAAAAAUAUGUGCAAUAUGUUAGUCGAAAAACAUAAAACAUGAUGAGAUUCAUACUAUAAAGUUAAAACAUCGCAACCUGCUAAGUAAAGCGGCGUAAGUAAGGAAUAUGGUUACUGCGUAUCUCCCGCGAACUGAGUCUAAUUGGAUUUACGUCAUAAUUACUUGCUUCUGGCUUGAUUUGCUGCAAGCUAGAAGAAUCCGUUGAAUAUGCUAUGCUAGAGGGCCCAAUCGCACACCCUCAGCCUAUUGUGGAGUUGCCAGUGCAGCCCGUCCAUGUCGAAGCUGCAUGUUACGUGGAUUUCUCAGAAAAUCCACGCACGCGAAUCUUUUGGAUAAGUUGCUUGAACACUCUCGAAUUGAGGACCUCCUUGAUGGCGAGAUCAACCCCAAAUUACCUUACAACUACUCCUAAGAAACACAAAGCAAUAAACUCAAUUGCGUUCC
Messenger RNA from Linum trigynum, 5047 nucleotides. The record is from the annotation of a GenBank genome assembly. Lineage: Eukaryota; Viridiplantae; Streptophyta; Magnoliopsida; Malpighiales; Linaceae.